Callithrix jacchus (white-tufted-ear marmoset) is the source of this 760-nucleotide messenger RNA. It is a transcript of the gene CRYBA2, whose product is annotated as crystallin beta A2. The record is from RefSeq and is a predicted model, not a curated record. Gene Ontology annotation, molecular function: structural constituent of eye lens. Lineage: Eukaryota; Metazoa; Chordata; Mammalia; Primates; Cebidae. Gene Ontology annotation, biological process: lens development in camera-type eye; visual perception.
GCGGGCAGGGGACAAGGCCAGGGUAUAAAGCCCGGCCCGCCCGGCCGCGCGCAGCCUCCUAGCCUGUCCAUUUCCCUCCUGUGCAGAGCUCACCCACCCGCGGCAUGAGCAGCACCCCCGCGCCGGGCUCGGCGCCCGCCAGCCUCACACUCUGGGACGAGGAGGACUUCCAGGGCCGUCGCUUUCGGCUGCUGAGCGACUGUGCGAACAUCUGUGAACGCGGAGGCCUGCGCCGGGUGCGCUCGGUCAAGGUGGAAAACGGCGUUUGGGUGGCCUUUGAGUACCCUGACUUCCAGGGACAGCAGUUCAUUCUAGAGAAAGGAGACUAUCCUCGCUGGAGCGCCUGGAGUGGCAGCAGCAGCCACAACAGCAACCAGCUGCUGUCCUUCCGGCCAGUGCUCUGCGCGAACCACAGUGACAGCCGUGUGACACUGUUUGAGGGGGACAACUUCCAGGGCUGCAAGUUCGACCUCAGCGAUGACUACCCAUCCUUGCCCUCCAUGGGCUGGGCUAGCAAGGAUGUGGGUUCCCUCAAAGUCAGCUCUGGAGCGUGGGUGGCCUAUCAGUACCCAGGUUACCGAGGCUACCAGUAUGUGUUGGAGCGGGACCAGCACAGCGGCGAGUUCCGUACCUACAGUGAGUUCGGCACACAGGCCCACACCGGGCAGCUGCAGUCCAUCCGGAGAGUCCAGCACUAGGCUCCUCGGCCCCAGACACCUUCCCUGAGGACCCUCAAUAAAGGUUCCUCAAUCUUCCUGCC